GCUGUACCACUGUAGUCUUGCCUCCUGUAUUUUCUUGCUGGUCGCUUUCAUUUCUAGUCUUUGACAGAUUUGGCACAUGGUUGAGAAGCGUCAAGCCAAGUGUCCAUCUCAGCAUUGUCAUUUCCAAUGUGUUAAUGGUGUGUUCAUGUUUCUUAGGCCCCGUCCACACAGCUGUAUAAAAUCCACAUUGAACUGCAUUAUAUGGCAGUGUGGACACAGAUAAUCCAGUUCAAUUCAGAGACUGUGGAUUAUCUGCCUCGAUAUUCUGGGUUAUAUGACUGUGUAGAAGGGCCCUUUGUUGUUGGCCGGCUACUGGGCAAACAACUGAAGUGUAGAUCUUAGCCUUGAGUUGUUCAGGCAUUUUUGAGUUACACAGAGUGCCAGUAGAUUGCCGCCAUUUCAACCCAGCUGCAUUUAUUCGUGACCAUAUGUCUGCCAUUGUGUUACCAUCUAUGGAGACUAGUGAUCAUAGGUAUUUAAAUUGGGUGGCCUCCUUUAGUGCUUUUCCAUUAAUUUGAAUUGUUUUUCCAGUUUGAAGGCCACAUUCCAGAUUUUGGGUAUGUUCGGUUGACAUCCAUUUUCACUAUUGCUCCAUGUCUGCAGUUGUUGUUGAAGUGCUACAUGUUUUUGGUGGCCGAGUGCUAUGUCAUCUGCAUAUAGGAGUGUCCAGGGAUGCAUAAUCUGCAAAUCUGCUGUAGCAGUGUCCAUGCAGAGUGUGAAUAGUAAUGCAGCUCUAAUGGAAAGCCCGGUUAUGUUCAUGGAUAGUAAGGAUGUAUCCUCUGCAGCCUUCUCUGGAGAAACAAAUAUGAUAGAUGAACCUGGUACUUCUUUCAGUAGAGAAACAGGUGGCCUUGAAGACAUCAAAUUGACUGGGAAUGUUUCUGGAGAGUCCACCAGUAUUAACACCAAGCCAAAAUCCAUCAAGCGUGCCAAAACGUGGUCAAAUGAAGUUGAGAAUCUGUAUAGAUUUCAGCAGGCUGGAUACAGGGAUGAAAUUGAGUAUAAACAAGUGAAGCAUGUUGAUAUGGUUGAAAGGUGGCCGGAAACUGGAUUUGUGAAGAAACUCCAAAGAAGGGACAAUACUUUCUAUUAUUACGACAAGGAAAGAGAAUGUGAAGACAAAGAAGUCCAUAAAGUGAAAGUUUAUGCUUACUAAUUUUUGUUACAGUUCAGUAUAUUUGUUUUGGUGGGGAUUUUUUUUAGCUGAAAGGUUUUGAAAUUAUUUUAUUGCAGUUAUAAAUGAAAUUGAAAGCAUUAAAAGCAUUUUUGAGUCUAAAUUGAUCAGAUUUUAAUUAUAUCCUUACUUUCUCUUUUCAAGAAAUAUCCAUAGAAUUGGAGUACAUAGACUGUGCCGUUAUCACAAACAAAAGCUCAAUUUAGGGAACAGUGAUUCAACUGCUAUAUAUGUUAAUAUAUGUCUCAUCAGCCCAUUUAAAUAUUUUUUCUUUUCUAUAGAUAUCAAUGAUGUUUUUUAAUGGAGGGCAUGCCUGCGGGAUUUUAAAUGAUUUACCAGAAUUGCUGUUGAUGAUGAGUUUUUUAGUAGUGUUGUUGAGUGCAACUUUUGCCACUAGAAAGAUAGAUAAUAUGUAUUCUUAUUUGGAAGAUUACAUAGUUCCAUAAUGAAUACAGUUGGCCCCUUGUAUCCAUGGAUUAUGCAGUCCCCACAUUCAACUAGCCACAGCUUGAAAAUAUAUGUUUAAUCCAAAAAGUGAACCUUUUACUAUGGAAUUUUAUAUAGUAAGUCUUCAGCAUCCAUGGAGUUUGAUAUCCUUAGAGGAACCUGGACCCAAACACCAGUGGAUGGCAAGGGCCCACUGUACCAUUACUCGGGGUGGCUUGCAUAAGAAAAACAAUCAUACAUUUAAAACACAAUAUAAUAACAUAGUUAUAAAAUAACAUCACAUGACAGUUAUUAAAACCAAGACAUCAAUUGUUAUGUACAAAGGGUGAUUAGUGCAAAACUCUGAGUAAAGUCCAUGAGUAAAAAUAGAGAGGGGGGGGGAGGACAAGGAACCAAUCGUGUUAAAACACUAAAACCUAUAAAAUGGGGGGGGGGCAAUAUUCAAGUGCAACACCAUUUGAAAACGAGAUACAUGGCUGGUGGCCUCUUCACUCAAAAGCACACUGAAAUAUCCAUGUUUUUAGACUCCGGCGGAAGGUGGACAGUGAAAAAGCCAGUCUAAUGGGGAGUGAGUUCCAGAGUCGGGGAGCCACUACGGAGAAGGCCCUCUCUCGUCCCCACCAACCGUGCUUGAAACGGAGGUGGGAGCAAUAGAAGCCCCCCCCCCCCCCGGGAUGAUCUUAGGGCCUGUGUGGGUUCUUAGGGGAGGAGGCGAUCAUGGAGAUAAGCAGGUCCCAAACUGUUUAGGGCUUUGUAGGUGAUAACUUGCACCUUGAAUUGGGCCCAGAAACUUAUCAGUAGCCAGUGUGGCUGCUUAAACAGGAGGGUUGUCCACUCUCUGUAGCUAGCUCCAGUUAUUAAUCUGGCUGCUUAUCUUUGUACUAGCUGUAGUUUCAGAACCGUCUUCAAGAGCAGCCCCAUGUAGAGUGCAUUGCAGUAAUCCAGUCUGGAGGUAACUAAGGCGUGGACCACCAUGACCAAGUCAGACUUCACAAGGUACGGUCGCAGCUGGCACAUGAGCUUUAACUGUGCAAAAGCCCUCCUGGCCACCACCGACACCUGAGCAUCAAGCGUCAGUGCUGAGUCCAGGAGAACCCCCAGACUGCGGACCUGCAUCCUCACGGGGAGUGUGUCCCCAUCGAGCACAGGUUGCCACCCUAUGCCCCGAUCAGCCACACGACUGACCUGGAGGACCUCUGUCUUGUCAGGAUUAAGCUUCAGUUUGUUGGCCCUCAUCCAGUCCAUCACAGUGGCCAUUAUUAGAGAGCAUAUGAGUUGUAUGUCCUCCUGCUUCUAUGUAUUAUGUUUUAAUAUAGUGGAGUUUGAAAUCUACCAUAGUGUAUUUUACACAGGACAGCUAAAAGCAAGAUGGAUAGGACCAAUUACUUACAUUAUUAUAGUGUUCAUAAGGCCGGAACACAUUUGGAUAUAUUAAGGGUUUGUCUCCACUUCCUUAGAGGAUAUCUGCACAGCACCAAGUUCAAAACCUUUUAUAAGAAAAAUAUGCAUAUGGAUAUACAUGAGUGGUAUUGGAUGCAAAAUACUUCAGAUAAUAGGGCAGCCAUGCCCACCCAUAAUCUAAGGGCCUGGGUGUAUUCCAUGUGAUUGUCGAUUGCUCUGCAGUAUCUAGAGAAUUACUUAUCAUGAAUACUUGUUCUUGUAUUUGCAGAAGAACAAUCCACCCCCAGGUCAGGUGAUUCAAGCUAAGUUCUGAACAAGUGGUUGAGAUGCAUUUAGGAAGAUGCUGUGAUUUUCUUUAAACUUUCUUUCAGUUCCUUAAGCAAGUUCAGUUCUGUUUGAAUGGAGCUGGGAAGAUACCUCUAUUUUCUGUCGAUAUUCCUUCAGUUCUAUAAGAUAAAUACUAUCAGGAGUUUUAAACCAGGCUAUCUAAACUGAGGAAAAGACAGAAGAGUCAAAGAACAUAAUUGCAACAAAAAAAAAAACUUUGGACACCCACCUCUGAUGAGGGGAAUAGCCCAUGAGAUUGUGGAUUCCUCCCCUGCUCAUCCAAGAAGAGCCCUCAUUGAGUACACAUGUAUUUUGACAUGUAAGAGUGCUCUUUAGUCUAUGCCCUGUGUUUUCAGAGUGGUUUGAGUAUACUUUUGCUCAUGGCUUCAUUCCACUUAGUUUUAAACACUGUUGGCUAGAUUUAUACAGGAUGAAUCGAUCGGAUUCAUCAGAAUCGAUCGUAUUCCACACCAACCUUUGCCUAUAUCUAGGCAGCUGACCAUGACUUGCUAGAAUGAAAAAACACUUGCAGUUAGACAGCAGGCACUAACUACCUCUUAUUGAACAAAAAAGUAUUUUUAAAAGCCUCCAAAACCUUGAUUUUUAGCUAAUGCUUAACAGGUGUCCUAAUGACAAAUGAACAAAGAUUGGAGGACUAGAAACAUUGGCUCAGUCCUAUAUAAGCUACAGGCAAAAGGCUGCAAUUCCUUUCUGUCUUUGCCAGUACAUCUGGAAGACCAUCAGCUGCUGAUCUGACUCUGUGUCUUCAUUUCUACCCACCCACAUGUUUUGGGUUGAACAAACUUUUGUGAGUGUAGAAGAAGAAACUUUUGUUUAGAUCAAGGUGUCUGCUCGAAGGUUCAGAUCUGAAUAUGUUUACCCAAAUUUGUCCCAAUUAUAUGUGUUGUCCCAUAAAAACCAUCUGUAGCAUUCUUAUUGCUUAAAGCAGUUCAGUUGGAAACAAAAUAAUGGAAAAUGUCACAAUAAAACAGGUUUAAUGUUAGGAUACAAUGUAAAAUGUUAUUUUGGAGAACCUGUAUUGGUUCAGUACCUGCAAGGAUCUCUCCUGCAAUGCAGUUAUGCCUGAGAAACAAAACAAGAAAUUUGGCUGACAUUGUCGGCUAACAAGAUAAAAGACUGUCCUCAGCUUUUGUGCAGUUGAGCACUAGUAAACAGCAUAUCAUUUGCUCUCUCAUAACCAAAUCCUUUCUUUUAGAUCCAGCUGUAUAAUUGAACUGUUUAGAAUUAGAUCUAUCAGAUAUUGCUACAUGAGUUCCAAAGUGUCAUGAUGACAUGGUUUAGAAUGAAUAAAAUAUAAAGCUGGUUUAAAUGUAACUGUGAAUUAUGGGAUACAGUGUUCAUGUAUAGUCAUUGCCAAAUUCUCAUUGAAUCAUCUGUCAUUGUGGAGUCUGUGCAUCAUCCAGAGAUCAGCACCUCAGGGAGAACCAGGGAAAAGAAAAGGACAAAUCAAACCUUUUCAGGUGAGCCCAUCUGUCAACAGAGCAGACACUUUGCAUGGCAAAGAUUACACAUUUCACUCCUAACAACUCUAGUAAAAAUAAUCUCAACAGGGAGAGCCUAAAAGAAUACUUUUCCAACAAAGAUAGGUUUUUCAGAUCAAGGGAGGCAAGACUGAACUAGGUGGAUAACUAAUCUGAUUUAUCAUUGUGUGUUCAUAUGCAGCCUUGGGGCACAUUAAUGAUCUGCCAACUGUUAUAAUCUCAAUGUAGCAUUGACCAAUUCCAAGUUGCCACAGUGAAAACAUCUAUGUAAUAUUCCUGUCCCUAUGUUGAUUUCAGUUUUGUUUUCUACAGCACUCUUUGCAAGAGAGUGUAUGUGCUGGCUAAUAAUUGACCAUUUAAUUGUAAAUCACCUGGACUAUGAUUAGUCCAACAAGAUAAAAAAUUCAGUUAAAAACAGAUAUUUAUAAACAAGCAUUGAGGUAAGCCAGUGGAAAACUACAGAACACAAUCUAACAAAGAAGAUACAGUAUUAGGAUACCUAGAGCAAGAAACACAUUUUCCAAAAAAAGAAAAAAACGAGAAGAAAUUUUACAAUUACUAUUAACAAGUCUACUCUGGAUUGCAGCGUGAUACACCCUAGUUCCAAGUGUAAUUCUACCUGCCCUGAAGACUAAACAUUCCACCUCUGUUCAAAUCUUACUAGCCCAAACAUCCCAUGUAGUUCAGUGACAUGUAAUUCUUGUGUUAGAUUUCAAUCAUUACUUAAUUAUGACAGCUUGAAAACUACAACAACCUAUAGAAACUUGCAUGAAAGAAUAAUAUCCUCAUAUCAGUAUACACAUAAUGUAGUACUUUUUGCAUCACCUUAACUAACACAAGUUUCUAAGAAAAAUAUUUAGGCAGCAAAAAUAUAACUGUGUUGAGAAAUAAAAUUAUUCCAUGCAUGUGUGAAUAUGUCCUAGAUUAUAACUUUGAAGUGAAAACGAAAGGUUAAGUUAUUGAGAUUGUACUAAAAAUAGUAUUCCCUCAUCAUCUGGAGUUAAGAAUUGAUCACACAAAACAACCAAACCACUGAAACACCUUUUUUCUUCAGAAUACAUUAGUGAAACAAUGAGAAAAAUAAUCUUCUCAAAAGAAAAUGCUUUGUAAUAAUCAGAUUUACUUUGGGAAGUGUUAAUGUGGGAUUUGUGUAUUGGUAGUGUUUAAAUGAAAUUUGUGUCUUGCCUGUAUUGCAUACUGAUUGUAUCAUCCAGAGUGUAACAUAGUCUGGAAAGAGUUAAUUCCUAAGAAGCUGUGAGGUCCUUGAUGUGUGGCUGGAGCUGGGGAGUAUCCAGACACAAGUGUGUAUGCAUUAUUUAUUUAUUUAUUUACAGUAUUUAUAUUCCGCUCUUCUCACCCCGGAGGGGACUCAGGGCGGAUCACAUUACACAUAUAAGGCAAACAUUGCCUUUAACAUAGAACAAGACAAACGUGGGGCUCCGAGCUGGCCUCGAACUCAUGACCUCUUGGUCAGAGUGAUUUGUUGCAGCUGGUUGCUCAACAGCCUGCGCCACAGCCCGGCCCCCUGAUUGCAUCAGUUCUGUUCUGAGUUGAGUCGAGUACUGUCUGCUGAGAAGUCAAGUCCUGUGUCCAUUGUCUUCAAGUCUGUUUGUAUUUAUUACUGCUUUCAGUAAAACUUGUAUAUAGUUUUA
Messenger RNA from Anolis carolinensis (green anole), 6503 nucleotides. RefSeq names its product meiosis/spermiogenesis associated 1 (gene meig1). The record is from RefSeq and is a predicted model, not a curated record. The transcript has 4 exons. The coding region runs from base 644 to 1156 and encodes 170 amino acids. NCBI's taxonomy places the organism in Eukaryota, Metazoa, Chordata, Lepidosauria, Squamata, Anolidae. Gene Ontology annotation, cellular component: nucleus.